AUGAUAGAUUUACUCUGCAAUGAAGUCAAGCAUGUGAAUGCCAUUAUAGAACUUUCUAAUGAUGACUGGAUGAAAGCCCCAACAGCUCAGCUGCAUCCUUUGGUGCUAGGCAACAACCCUCUCUGCAUCUCAGCCAGCCACAGACACACUGGCUGUCUGCGACAUCUCCUGCUCUAUGGCCCCAGGAGGAUGGAGUGCCUUCAUGAAGCUUGUGACAUGGGACCCACAAACUGCACCAAGCUGUUGCUGGAUUAUAAGGCCAAUCCAAACCUUCUGUCUGAUGAGAAUCAAGCACCUUUGCACUUGUGCACCAGCCAGAACACACUUGGUGUGCCAAAGCUUUGGUCAGAUUUUGUGCCCCCGGUGAAUCUUCCAAGCACAGAGCUCCAAGAAACAUCCCUUCACAUAGCAGCUAAGCAUGACUUUUAUGAUCACAUGCAUCUGUAUUUGAGCCAUGGCACUAUUGUGGAUAAAAAAAACAGCAUGCAAGAGACAGCACUCAAUGUAGCUUGCAGAAAAGCAAACAAAGCAAACAACCAAGACAGCUGCUUGCAAGUUUGCAAGCUGCUGCUUGGAUAUGGAGCAGAUGCAAAGACUGUAGAUGAAGAACUGAAGACUCCUCUGCACAAGGCUUGCAGGAACACUCACCGGGGCUUGGUCCUGCUCCUUCUGCAGAGGGAAGCUGAUGUCAAUGCAGUAGAUUACAAUGGGGCAUAUCCAAUGUCCUACCUACAGACUGUGUUUUCUCACAAAGAGCUGAAGCCACAUCUCACAGUGCAAACCUCUAACCAUGGCUCUCAAAAAAUAUGACCAACAGAGUUUGUCAAGGUGCUGAAAUCUUGUGCCCCAGUGCCUGAAAUGCUUUACAAUUCCUACCCUCAUCUGCCUAUCUCAAAAAAUUAGGUGAACGUUAUUCCAAAGGAAGAUUUUCAGUGGCAUCUACUUUUCUGUGAGUCUUUCCUAAAUCAGAGGUACAAAGUCCAGAGUCUGCAACAUCUGUCCCUGGGCCAUCAGUUCAGCAGUCAGUGCCAAUCCUUCAUCCCUUUACUGCCAGUCCCCAAAGUGCUUCAGAGCCACCUGCUGCUGGAAGCUAAUGGAGUGCUCUUGUGA
This is a messenger RNA of Python bivittatus (Burmese python), 1110 nucleotides long. It is a transcript of the gene ASB18, whose product is annotated as ankyrin repeat and SOCS box containing 18. Gene Ontology annotation, cellular component: cytoplasm. The record is from RefSeq and is a predicted model, not a curated record. Gene Ontology annotation, molecular function: protein binding. NCBI's taxonomy places the organism in Eukaryota, Metazoa, Chordata, Lepidosauria, Squamata, Pythonidae.